AUGACCACGACAACACGUAGGAUCCCAUGCGUGACGUUGCUAGAUGGAGGUACAGGUGAAGAGUUAUUCGCUCGCGGGUUGCCUGACGAUCGCUUUAUUUGGUCUGCGACGGCGCUGGUGCACGAGCAGCAUCAUAAACUGUUGCGAGAGGUGCACACGUCGUUCCUGGACGCCAACGCGGACUACAUCACGUGCAACAACUACGGUGUGACGCCUGGUGUGGGCUUCAGAGACGAGGAGAUUGUACGCUACACUGCCGUAGCAGGUCGAGUGGCUCGUGACGCCUGCGAUCGAUGGACGAAAACCUACCCGACGAGUCCAAAACCGAAGAUCUGCGGGUCUCUGCCUCCGUUAUUAGAGAGUUACCGAGCCGACAAGGUACCAGAACAUGAAGAAGGAGUGAGACUGUAUGCAAUGAUUGCACGGACACUAAAGCCGUUCGUGGACUGCUACUUGGCUGAGACGCUGUCAUCUACUCAAGAAGCCAAGAUGGCGUUGCUCGGAGUGCAACAGGCCAAGGAGAACGUGUGUAAGGUAGUAGAGAAUGUACUAAGCUUUACUGCAGGCACGUCAAGGACGGAGUUGCAGGCUAUUCUCUUUAAUUGUUCACAGCCCGAGGACAUCUGCAAGGCUCUUAAGGAGCUCCACGAUGAUGACAAUACACAAGCAAGUCUACGUAGUCGUGGGGUGCGUUUGGGCGCGUAUGCUAAUCGCCUUACGGUCAUUCCGGAUGAUUGGGCGCUCGCGGAGUCAAGUGAGCCACAGGCCAUGCGCAAAGAUCUCGCUGUGGAACGAUACAGAGAUUUCGUCUCGCAGUGGGUAGAGCUGGGAGCUGACGUUGUAGGCGGGUGCUGUGGAAUAGGACCCGAGUACAUUGCCAGCAUCCAUGAUAUGCUGCAACAACAAGGUCGACGCUAG
Messenger RNA from Phytophthora infestans T30-4, 918 nucleotides. RefSeq lists its product as uncharacterized. Lineage: Eukaryota; Oomycota; Peronosporomycetes; Peronosporales; Peronosporaceae. The record is from RefSeq and is a predicted model, not a curated record. Bases 1 to 918 code for a protein of 305 amino acids. The transcript is spliced from 2 exons.